Molecule: messenger RNA, 1635 nt
Organism: Paramisgurnus dabryanus
Lineage: Eukaryota; Metazoa; Chordata; Actinopteri; Cypriniformes; Cobitidae
Product: transmembrane protein 158
Source: RefSeq, a predicted model, not a curated record
UCACUUUUUUUUAUUGAGCAAUUUGCAGAAAACACGUGCUGUCUCUCUCAUGCACAGCAAGCUCUUUGAGUAGACGUAUACAAUGUUUUAGCAACAGUUAACAUCCUUUAUUUAAGCCUAAAUAGAUUGUGUAUGGGCCUUUUUUAUCACACUGAAUUCUGACCUAAAGUGUUUUGAUUUCUUUAUUUUAUAAAAAUGCAUAAGAUUCAACAAGUUUGGGGAAUUAAUUCGUCGGAAUAGACAUUGCCUCUUAACAUUACAAUUACUCUUGUGUUAUGUAGCCUACAUUGAAGUAUGUUUCAGGGCACCAACACAAUUUGUGUUCAAUUAUCUUCUCAAAAGGCAACAUUAGCUUUCAAAGUGCACCCGUGGCUGUGGUUACAGUGAUCGUACUUCAUACCCAUUCUUCUGAACAGAUCAUGCAAUGAGUCGAAAAAGCAGAACUCUGUGAAACUGUCUCAGAUAGACAGUCACACCGAGGACGCACAGAAGCGGUGACGCGCCACCGUGCGCUUGGUCACUUGUUCUUUCUCCGUCUAGAGGUAGCUCGCGUUCAGAGAAUCGCAUAGGAUAGAAGAACAGACGAAGUGUUUAACCGAUCGACUAGUUAGCUACGACGAAAUGUUCAGUAAGGACUGCGCGAUUUAAAUUCUGAAAGUAGCAGAUUACAAAGACGGUGUGAGAUGACCACGAGACUGGAGGAACCGUGCGCUCUGUCAUGCUGAGCAUCUCCCUCACACUCCUGCUGGCCCUAACCGCUCCCGCCGUGCGCUGCUCCCACAGCUGGAGCGACGAAGAUCUUCUGCUUCCACCCAUCAACUCCUCCAACACAUUUCUACCUAGCCUGGAGGUGGACGUUGGCUACUCAAAGAGAUCCGUGGAGGAGCCCGAUGCAUCCACGCAGUGCAACGUGAGCGUGGAGAGACUUCCCACCAAACUCGUGGCGCGCUGGGACAGUAACUUCGGUUUCCAGUGCGACGUGCUCAUUUACACGACUAACAAUCAUGGCAAAGCGUUCUUUUCCGCCGCCUAUAACCGGGCGAUCUCCCCGGUGUACAUCGAACAUCUGGGCGUCACGGGUGGCCAGCAGGAGUUCAGACUGUGCGUCGGCUGCGGUUUGUCCAGAUACAGGAGAUUCAGGCGAGGCAGGUCAGAUGGUCAUCAGAUGGGCGACUCCGUCCAUUUCUGCUGUCUGGAUUUCGCUCUGGAUGAGCUGAAGGGGGACAGGAGCUGGAGGUUGAACCGCAAACCCAUCGAGUCGACUUUGGUGGCUUGUUUCAUGACUUUAGUAAUAAUAAUAUGGAGCGUCGCCGCCCUCAUAUGGCCGGUUCCUAUUAUUGCUGGAUUUCUUCCUAAUGGAAUGGAGCAGAGAAGGCCGAGGUAAUAGAACAGAGUAGAAUAAAAUCUUAAUUUAUCAGAAUAUUACAUUCCAGUUCAACCUCUCAAAUUACUAUAUUUAUUAGGUAUGUAGGAUCUAAUACAAUAUGUUUGCUUAACCAGUACAAUUCUUGUGCUUAAAUGUCUUUUAACAUAUCCUGGAUGGAUUGAGAUUUUUUUAUUAGAUUUCAUUUGUUUUUUAAACAUGGCCUGUAAUAGCUAUACACUUAAUGUAGUAUUCCGAAGUAAUUCCAAAUG